This is a messenger RNA of Hibiscus syriacus, 3089 nucleotides long. Its product is annotated as DNA (cytosine-5)-methyltransferase CMT2-like. NCBI's taxonomy places the organism in Eukaryota, Viridiplantae, Streptophyta, Magnoliopsida, Malvales, Malvaceae. Gene Ontology annotation, molecular function: methyltransferase activity; chromatin binding. Gene Ontology annotation, cellular component: nucleus. The record is from RefSeq and is a predicted model, not a curated record.
GGGCGGGAAUUUCAAGUUCAAGAAUUCAGAUCUUGGUCUUUUUCCUUAGUCACAAUUGGGGAGCAGCCAGUGCCUCUAGAUAUUUUCCUCCCAAAAGAAUGGCUGCCGGCGCCGAUGAUAACAAGCUCCUACCGAGAAGAUCAUCCCCUAGGCUCCUUCAGCUCUCACCAGCUCCUAAUGUGUCGUCGAGGAAAUCCGAUGGAAAAACGGUGCGUGGGAACUGCCUGAGAAGGUCCCCGAGAAUUAAAGUGUUGGUCGUGCCGGAGAGCGAAGAUGUGCGGCCCGUUGCGAGUUCAGAGACCGAAGGUUUUAGAAAGAAAAUUAGGGGAAAUGGUUCGAGUGAUAAAUCUUUCAGAGAACAGAGAAAGGAGAUGUCUACCGAAAAGCAUUUGAAAAUACCUUCCUCGGGUACUAAAUCAUUGGCAGGAGAUGAUAGUGCUGAAGUGAACUCUUAUUCCAUUGGAUUAUCCAAUUCAUGUGAUGAACAGCCUUCCAAGAAAUUUAAGAUCUCAUCAGCAGAAUCAGACGUGGGAACCUUAGAUGAAAAGUUCUCAAAGAAAAACGUUUCGUUUCUUUCAGGAAAUAAGAAGGGACACAACACUGAUCCCAUAUUUAUAGGCAACCCAAUCCCUGAUGACGAAGCUCAACAAAGGUGGCGGUGGCGUUAUGAAUUGAAGAAUAAAAAAUCUAACAGGAAACGCGUUUCAUUGAACGAUGAUGAUGAUGAAGACAAUAUAGUUUGGAAUGUGGAGUGUCAUUACGCUCAAGCUGAAAUUGAUGGAUGUAAUAAUGUAGGAGAUUGUGUUUAUAUUAAGGGUGAAGAAGCAAAACAUCACAUUGGCAGGAUAUUAGAAUUUUUUAAAACAACAGAUGGAGAAAAUUAUUUUAGAGUCCAGUGGUUUUAUAGAGCUGAAGAUACAGUAAGUACAGAGAAGACUGCUUUUCAUGACGAAAGACGUCUAUUUUAUUCGACUGUAAUGAAUGACAAUCCCUUAGAUUGCAUUAUUUCAAAAGUUAGUGUUACACUAAUAUCACCUAAGAUAGAUUUUAAAUCUAAUUCUCUUUCCCAAUCCGAUUUCUAUUUUGACAUGGAAUAUUGUGUGGAUUAUUCAACAUUCCGCACCUUGCCAACUGAUGAUUCUUUCAAGAGCUUCAGUUCCUCAAACUGCUACAAGGAAGUUUUCCCUACAAGUCCUUCCUUUUCGGCAAAUAUUCCUAGUUUUGGAACUUACAAGGCAGAACUCACAUUACUAGAUCUUUACUCUGGCUGUGGUGGAAUGUCAACUGGUUUAUGCCUCGGUGCAAAAGCAUCUUGCAUUGAUCUAGUGACGAAAUGGUCAGUUGACAGUGACAAGUCAGCAUGUGAAAGCUUGAAAUUAAAUCAUCCAGGGACACAUGUUAGGAAUGAAGCUGCUGAUGAUUUUCUUCAACUACUAAAGGAAUGGGAAAAGCUUUGCAAACUGUAUGUAGUUGAAAAUGUAGAAAAAACAUAUCCAUCAAGAUCUGAAACCUCCAAAGCAGUCGGGAAUAAUGCCAGUCCUGCAAAAGAUGAUGAUACUUCUGAUGAACUUGAAAAUGAUGAUACUUCUGAUGAACUUGAAAAUGAUGAUACUUCUGAUGAAUUCGAAGAUGAUGAUGAUGAAACCUAUGGUGAGGUUGAAGAUAGCAUUACUGAUACUUCUGUUGAACUCGAAGUUUCCAGUCGUGAUAUUUGUUAUGGCGAUCCCUGCAACACAGGCAACCAUGGCCUAAAGUUUAAGGUCCGCUGGAAGGGUUAUGGUGAAAGUGAUGAUACCUGGGAACCAAUUGAAGGCUUAAGCAAUUGUCAAGAAUGUAUUCAGGAAUUUGUGAUAAAAGGAUUCAAGUCCAAACUCUUACCCCUUUGUGGAGAUGUUGAUGUUAUUUGUGGUGGCCCUCCAUGCCAAGGGAUAAGCGGCUAUAAUCGCCAUAGAAGUUCUCCACUGGACGAUGAAAGAAACCGUCAAAUUGUGGUAUUCAUGGACAUAGUGGAAUACUUGAAACCUAGGUUUGUUUUAAUGGAAAAUGUGGUUGAUAUUCUGAGAUUUGACAAGGGUUCUCUUGGAAGAUAUGCUUUAAGUCGGUUGGUACAUAUGAAAUACCAAGCAAGGCUUGGAAUAAUUGCUGCUGGUUGUUAUGGUCUUCCUCAAUUUCGGUUGCGUGUUUUGUGGGGUGCACAUCCUAGUGAGAAGCUUCCACAAUUUCCACUUCCUACUCAUGAUGUUAUUCUCAGAUAUGGUGCUCCUCCAGAGUUUGAGCGCAAUACAGUUGCUUAUGUUGAAGGCCAACCCCGUCAACUAGAAGACGCUCUUGUUCUCCGCGAUGCCAUAUCUGAUCUCCCACCUGUUGCAAAUGAUGAAGCCCGCGAAAAAAUGACAUAUGAAAAGCCUUCUGAAACCGACUUUCAAAGAUAUAUAAGAUCAAGUAAAUAUGAGAUGACCGGUUCUGCAUUAGAUGGUGCUACAAGAAUAAUGAACCUGUUGUAUGACCAUCGGCCUUAUCCGCUAUCUGAGGAUGAUUAUAUUAGAGUCUGUCUUAUUCCACAGAGAAAGGGGGGGCAAUUUUCGAGACUCCCUGGUGUAAUAGUUGGAACUGACAAUGUGGCCCAGAGGGAUCCAACUCAGGAAAAGCAGCUUUUACCAUCGGGUAGACCAUUGGUACCAGAUUAUGUCCUUACCUAUAAACAAGGGAAGUCUAAAAGACCAUUUGCAAGAUUAUGGUGGGAUGAGACCGUGCCGACUGUUAUAACUUCUUUUUACUGUCACAGCCAGGCAACAUUACAUCCGGAGCAAGAUCGGGUUCUCACAGUCCGGGAAUGGGCAAGACUGCAAGGUUUUCCUGAUUAUUAUAGAUUCUGUGGGACAAUUAGAGAGAGGUAUUGUCAAAUUGGGAAUGCAGUUGCUGUUCCAGUUGCUCGAGCAUUGGGAUAUACAAUGGGUAUGGCAUUUCAGAAACUUAGCGGGAAUGAACCAUUGAUGAUCCUCCCUCCUAAGUUCCCUCUUUCCACCAAUACCCAGCUAGCAAAAUCAUUUUCCCAAACUACUGAUGAUUGAAUUGAAUUGGAGUCUUAC